This is a messenger RNA of Aspergillus tanneri, 1308 nucleotides long. RefSeq names its product NADP-dependent isocitrate dehydrogenase (gene IDP1). Gene Ontology annotation, molecular function: NAD binding; magnesium ion binding; isocitrate dehydrogenase (NADP+) activity. The record is from RefSeq and is a predicted model, not a curated record. The transcript is spliced from 7 exons. NCBI's taxonomy places the organism in Eukaryota, Fungi, Ascomycota, Eurotiomycetes, Eurotiales, Aspergillaceae. The coding region runs from base 1 to 1308 and encodes 435 amino acids. Gene Ontology annotation, biological process: isocitrate metabolic process. Gene Ontology annotation, cellular component: mitochondrion.
AUGGCAACCGAAGGUACGAAGAUCAAGGUCAAGAAUCCCGUAGUGGAAUUGGACGGUGAUGAGAUGACCCGUAUCAUCUGGAAGGAGAUCAGAGAGAAAUUGAUCCUGCCUUUCCUCGAUGUCGACCUCAAAUACUAUGACUUGGGUCUUGAAUACCGUGACCAGACCGAUGAUCAGGUCACCAUUGAGGCUGCCGAGGCCAUCAAGAAGUAUGGCGUCGGUGUCAAGUGCGCUACCAUUACCCCAGACGAGGCUCGUGUGGAAGAAUUCAAGCUGAAGAAGAUGUGGUUGUCGCCGAAUGGUACCAUCCGAAACAUCCUGUACGUCUUCCCUCCCCGAAUCCCCGGACUUCUUACUGGACGCGGCACUAACCAGCAUGGCAGCGGCGGAACGGUCUUCCGUGAGCCUAUCAUCAUACCCCGCAUCCCCCGCCUGGUGCCUGGCUGGACCAAGCCCAUCAUCAUUGGCCGUCAUGCCUUUGGAGACCAGUACCGAGCCCAAGACCGUGUGAUCCCCGGCCCCGGCAAGCUAGAGCUGGUCUAUACGCCAGAGGGUGGUCAGCCUGAGUCGAUCAAGGUUUUCGACUUUCAGGGCGGUGGUGGCGUUGCACAGACCCAGUACAACACGGAUGCCUCCAUCGAGGGUUUCGCUCAUGCCAGCUUCCAGAUGGCCCUCCUGAAGGGUCUGCCACUCUACAUGAGCACCAAGAACACCAUCCUGAAGAAAUACGAUGGCCGCUUCAAGGAUAUCUUCCAGGAAAUCUACGAGACCACCUACAAGAAGGACUUCGACGCCAAGAACAUCUGGUAUGAGCACCGUUUGAUCGACGACAUGGUGGCCCAGAUGAUCAAGAGUGAGGGCGGAUUCGUCAUGGCCCUGAAGAACUACGAUGGAGACGUGCAGUCGGACAUUGUUGCCCAGGGCUUUGGCUCCCUGGGUCUGAUGACGUCGACCCUGGCCACGCCGACCGGCGAGGCGUUCGAGUCGGAGGCGGCCCACGGCACCGUGACUCGUCACUACCGCGAGCACCAGAAGGGCCGCGAGACCUCAACCAACCCUAUAGCCUCCAUCUUCGCCUGGACCCGAGGUCUGGUGCAGCGGGGCAAGCUCGAUGAGACUCCCGACGUGGUGGCUUUCGCGGAAGAACUGGAGCGCGCCUGUAUCGACGUGGUUAACGACGACGGUAUUAUGACCAAGGAUCUGGCUCUCGCCUGUGGUCGCAAGGACCGGGAGGCCUGGGUGACCACCAGGGAAUACAUGGCCGCCGUGGAGCGGAGACUGAAGGCCAACCUCAAGGCUCGCCUUUAA